Lethenteron reissneri (Far Eastern brook lamprey) is the source of this 1197-nucleotide messenger RNA. RefSeq names its product E3 ubiquitin/ISG15 ligase TRIM25-like. NCBI's taxonomy places the organism in Eukaryota, Metazoa, Chordata, Hyperoartia, Petromyzontiformes, Petromyzontidae. The record is from RefSeq and is a predicted model, not a curated record. Gene Ontology annotation, molecular function: zinc ion binding.
AUGGCGAGUGCGGCUCCCAGUGGUAGCGAGGCUCCAGGGGAGUUGACCUGCCCCAUCUGCCUGGACACCUUCUGCUGCCCCUGCACGCUCAGCUGCGGCCACUCGUUCUGCCUCAAGUGCGUGGAGGACGCCUGGGAUGUGGCAGAGUCCUUCUCCUGCCCACAGUGCCGAGUGACCUUCCCUCGGAGGCCCAAGCUGAACAAGAACGUGGCACUCACCAACCUCAUCGAGCAGCUGCGAGUGGCUGAGCCCAUGGCUGCAGAUUCUGCUGCUUCUGCUGUUUGCUGCGAUCAUUGCAGGAAGCCCGCAGUGAAGACCUGCCUCAAGUGUGAGACGUCGUUCUGUAUGACCCACGUCGCGCCCCACCAAAAGUUGGCAAAGUUUAGUGACCACGUCCUGGUGUCGCCUGGUGUGAAGCUGGAGAAUCGACGGUGCGCAGAGCACGGAGACGAAUACUGCUUCUACUGCGUUAACGACGGACGCCUCAUCUGCAGGGACUGCACCGUCACUGUGGAUCAUCGAGGCCACGAGCUCGUCACUCUGAAGGUGGAGCACGACAAACGAAAGAAACAAGUGGGAGAGGAGACGCGGGCGGUGGAGGAGAAGAGGAGGGAGGCGGAGGAGUCCGUGAGGCGGAUGGAGGCCGCUCGCAGGGACGUGCAGGGAUUCAUGACAGAUGAAAAGGUCUCAAUCUCGGGCAGAUUUGCCAGCGCGAGAGCAGCAUUGGAUGUGGAGGAGAAGGCGGCUUUAGAGCAAGCGGAGCAGAAAGGGCGCAAGCUGCUGUAUCAGAUCGAGAAGAAGAUCGCUCACUACCAGCGCGAGAUAAGCGAGCUCCAGGCAGCAGCCACUCGCCUGCAGGCCCUACCCCAGAGGAGGAACGCACUCACAUUCCUGCAGGGUCGCCCCAAUCACCCACACCGGUUUGAUCGCUGGUCACAAGCCCUGUGCUGUGAGAGCUUCUCGUCGGGCCACCACUACUGGGAGGUGGACGUGGGGGACGCGCAGCUGUGUCGGGUUGGAGUCGCAAUCGGGCUUCACCUGCACUGGGAGGGGGGGUUCCUGGAGUUUUACCGCGCCGACUCCAUGGAGGUGAUCCACGAGGUCCGGCAGAGAUCCUUGCAGCCUCUCUACCCUGGGAUGUGGGUGGGGUAUUGUAAUCAACCAUUGAAGAUCGUGGAUCUGAGUCGUGCAUCCUGA